Molecule: messenger RNA, 3105 nt
Organism: Fusarium redolens
Lineage: Eukaryota; Fungi; Ascomycota; Sordariomycetes; Hypocreales; Nectriaceae
Exons: 3
Coding region: 1-3105 (1034 amino acids)
Source: RefSeq, a predicted model, not a curated record
AUGUCAGACGGGAGCUCCAGUGACUCCGAUGCGGAGUUUAUCGACCUCACAGGGAAUGAUAAUCCUCAUCCAGACAUUGAUGGGCAUUACAAUGAUGCUCCUGACCAAGAGGAGAUCUCCCUUGGGGUAGAUGCUCAUGGGGAGCCAAUCUCCCACAUCAUCUAUCGGCCUGGUGGCCCUAUGGACGUCGACAACGAAGAGUCAAGCAGUGACGACGACCAGGACUCUCCUGAAGUUGAAGGAAGUCUGUUUUUUGGUGACGAUGAUGAUGACGAUCACAAUAGCAACGGUGAUGGCGAUGACGGCGGGCGCAGAGGACCUCCAUCACCACCAUCAUCCGACAACCCGGGCAGCGAAUCCGACGGGUCAGAGGAUAGCGACAAUCAUCAUGACGACGACAAUGAUGAUCAGAGUCAGGCAAGGCAACCCUACCCAGGGGCCUCGAACGGAGGAAGCCCUGGCGGUGAUGAUUCCGGUGAUGGCAGUUCUGAUGAAGAUUCGGACGACGAAGAUGCCGACCAUGAUCCGAUCAACGACGAUGACGAGGAAGGGAAUGAAGAACAUGGGCACAAGAAUCCCAACGCCGAUGUACUCCAGGUCCUGGAAGAAGAAAGUGUCGCAUGGCCAGAAUGGGAUGGCGAGUGUCUUGAAACAUGCCAGCCCCCUUGGUACAGUCUUGCUCGCAAAUUCGCAGAUUACCGAAACCGAUUCCUCUUCAAGAGAAAUGAAUUAAGAGAGUGCAAGAGAGUCAACAGGCGCCGGGUCACCGGCCUAAACCACCUGGUAACAGCACUGAAAGAAGCAGUGAGAGAGUUCUACGCCGCCAACGAAGCAAACAUUCAGGAGAAUGAAAGACUCGUUGAGGAAAAUGAGGCUCUCCGAAGUCUUUUGCCCGAAGAAGAAUUGGAUGAUUUUCCCGACCCUGUUCGUUUAAGGAUUGAGGAUAUGGAGGCAUCUCUGCCUCAGGAGAUGCGAGACCGUCUGCCGCCAGAUGUCAAAAUGUAUCUUCGCGUGUGGCGACGCAGUUCAGCGAAGCCCCGAAGGACUGAACGUUUGUGGCCAAAGGCUUACACGCGUUGGAUCAGACAUGGUCGUCAUCCUGACUACAAGAACUGGGGAGAAAUCUACAAGCUCUGCUGCCAGGAGGAGAACAUGUCUUGGGCAUUCGGAAAGAAUACACCACCCAAGACACACCCUCAUCUUAUACUGUGUGCCCCGACCCCUGAACAGGAACUGAGUGCUAUCAUGGAUGAGGGUGAGAGUGAGAAUGAGUGUGAAGGCUGUCCUCCGCAGCCAUAUUACCGACGCGAAUGCGCCCAGGACGAAGAAGAAGAUAUUGGCCCAUCCCCGUUCGACAUUCUUCCACCCAAAGAUCGACACGAAAUCAUGAUCAAGAUCCUUCAGUAUGUUCUGGUUUUUGAUGGAGAGGUUGUUCACGCCAUCUCCCGUCUGGACCCUUUCUUCGAGCCAAAACGAAUUGACCGGAAUUGCAACAAUAAUGUCUCACUGCUCCAUCGUUUCCACAUUGGGCGAGAGAAAGUUUCUCUCACGUUUGGGGCGAUUCAUCCUCAGGAACUCCUUGCUCCUCUUAUGGGUCGCUUUGCGAACAGAAUCGGAUGCAAGCUCCAACAUCUGCAGCACAUCGAGCUGCUGUGGAUGGGCUCGCACAGGCUCAUGUACAGGAUUGACCAGAGAGGCAAGUACACAUCUCGCCGGACUCACGAUCUGGCCUAUCUGCCCGAAGCCUGUCGAUUGAAGACGGUUGCUAUCCAUUUGCCUGAGUCCUCCAAGCAAUAUAUGCGGCGCAAACACGAGCCGCCACAAAUCGUGGAGUUCCUUGCGCAGAAGACAGCAUAUCAGCCAAACUUCCGCCGCUUUCGUGCGUUGCGCACGUUGCAGGGUGCCGAUUAUCUAUACUGCCUUCGUGGAAUCCGGGAGAUAACCCUCUUCGACUACGACAUGUGGCGAGAUGAUGGCGUGAAGAUGCCAGUUCGUGACUGGACUUUUGUCCGUGAUAUCAACGAGUCUGUACGCAGGGAAAAGUCUUUAAAUGACGAACACUUCUCCCAGCUUCGAUUCUUAGCUCCAUUGUUGAACGUUCGUCCUUCCGUCGAACUCGCUGAGCGGCUUGAGAAAAUCCUCAACCCAGAGCCCCGGCAGAUGGGUCUCUUGUCGCCUCCUCCUGAUUUGUACCCCCAGCCCCAGGCCGCAUUGGAGCAGGCUGAUAACUCCGAAGAUGAAUCUCAUGACGAUGCCAGCGACAGAGAUUCUGAUGAAAAUAUGGGGGGCGACACGGACGAUGGCGAUGGUGACGAUGGUGACGAUGGUGACGAUGACGGUGGUGACGGCGCCGCAGGUGCACACUUCAACCAUCAACAUGAUGCUGCGGAUGGUCACGGCCAUGAGCGACACGGGAGCCCAGACGAUCUGGAUGAGGUGGCAGAAGAACUGAUCGAUACAAUAUCUGACGUUCUGUCCAAUCACGACCCCGAACAAGAGGAGAAGCCGAACACUGGUGCUGACGGGGAGGUAUGGACAGAUAAUGGACAAACAAUCGACCUAAUGAGCGAUGAUGAGGACGACGAUGGACCCCAGGAUGGAAGAUACCGUUCCAUCUCUCUGUUUGUUCGAAGUCCCCAACGAGAACAUCAACCUAUAUUCACCACCAAAGUUGAAUCGCCGUCUCCCCCCCGGGCAACUCCUCCAGCUCUCGCUAACCAGGAUGGAAUAACCCCGGUGAGAGAGACACGCGCUGACAGUAGCAUGUUUGUGAGCCCUACCCCCUAUGAGGCUCUAAACCCUCAGGCAGGAGACCGGUCCUCGCCGAUCGACCUCACUGAACGGAUGGGGGUGUCGUUCUCUUCCCCGGCCCCGUCCUCACGCUCGAGCUCUAGCAGCUAUUUUUCAGUAACCAAGCGAAAAUGGAGCUUCAUCAGCGUGGAUGACGAUGACGAGAAUGAUGGUGAGGAUGAGGAUGAGGAUGAAGACAUCCAGCUCUUGGGAAGUUGCCCCAAGCGGCCACGUCUUCCUGAUGGUGACGAUGACGGUGACGGUGACGGUGACGGUGCUGAGAUGACCGUGGAGGAGGAACUUGACCCAGCUUAA